AUGCAGGAAUUAUACUUUGUAAACGAGAGCAUAUACCUUGAAAGGAAUGCAAUAAAUUUUAGAAACAAUAGGAUGCUAGCAGAUGCAGACAAAAAAUUCGAUUUAAAUAAUUUUUAUGAAUCAACUUUGAGUCGUGCAAAUCAAUUCAGUGACUACAUUGGUAAUGACAAAGAAAUAAAAAAUCUUCGAAAUAUUAUAGAUUCACGUAUAAAGGAGCAUAAAGGAAUUGAUACAUCACCCAAUUUAAAUAAUGUAGAUGAAAAAAAGAAAAAGUUAAUUUAUGAACUUCGAAAAGAAAUAGAAAAAGCACAAAAAGAGUUUGAGAAUGUAAGGAAUAGUGAAUUAGGAAUCCUGCCGAUACAAAAUAAAAGAAUAACAAAAAAGGAUGGAAAUAUUUCUAUAUUAGAAUGUAAAGACUCUAAGAAAUUUGAAAAAGAAGGAAAUUUCUUGGAGGGUAAAGAUGAUAGCUUUGAAGAUGAAUAUAAUGAAAUUAUAUUAAGAAAUAAUUAUAAGGAAUCCAAACAUAACAGAAAGUUUACAAAAAUUUUAAAGAAAAUAUUUAAGAUGCUGGGAAUAGCUACAACAUUUUUGGCGAUAAUAUUAUCAGGAGGGCUCAUAAUUCCGUUUAUACUUUUAAUUACACAGGAUUCAUUUGACGAAUUUAUGAAACGAUGGAUAUUUUAUGAAUCAUACACUAAAAAAUCAAAAAAAUAA
Molecule: messenger RNA, 714 nt
Organism: Plasmodium vinckei vinckei
Lineage: Eukaryota; Apicomplexa; Aconoidasida; Haemosporida; Plasmodiidae
Product: fam-b protein
Exons: 2
Coding region: 1-714 (237 amino acids)
Source: RefSeq, a predicted model, not a curated record